Elephantulus edwardii (Cape elephant shrew) is the source of this 1747-nucleotide messenger RNA. It is a transcript of the gene DONSON, whose product is annotated as downstream neighbor of SON. The transcript is spliced from 10 exons. Gene Ontology annotation, cellular component: nucleus. NCBI's taxonomy places the organism in Eukaryota, Metazoa, Chordata, Mammalia, Macroscelidea, Macroscelididae. Bases 1 to 1680 code for a protein of 559 amino acids. The record is from RefSeq and is a predicted model, not a curated record. Gene Ontology annotation, biological process: nuclear DNA replication.
AUGGCUCUCCCCGUUCCUGGCUACUCGCCCAGCUUCAAGAAGCCACCCGAAACACUGCGGCUCCGAAGAAAAAGGGGUCACAGGGUCACGGGGUCCCCGAUUCCUGAGCCAGUGGCUCGCCGCGCCGCCCUGGCCGCCGGAUUGUCCCUCCGACCCUUUCCUGCCGUGACGGGUACAGGCAGCAGGACCCCGGCCCGGCGGAACCCCUUCGCCCGCCUGGACAACAGGCCGUCAGCUGCCGCCGAGGUCUCCGACGGGCCUCCCUGUGAACAGCAGGAGGCGCCGGGCUCGGUGAGUGUUCCGGUUUUAGAUCCUAAUCAUGAAAGUGAUUUACAGUGGGAAGAAAAUGUUCCUGAAAAAAGAACCAUUACUGAAUUAUCCAAGACUUCACCUGUGUCUUUCCCUGAAACUGAUACUCUGUCCUCAGAAUGUACUGAGUUACCAGUGGAUUGGAGUAUUAAAACUCGACUCCUUUUCACCUCCUCUCAACCUUUUACUUGGGCAGAACAUUUGAAAGCACAUGAGGAGGCUCAAGGUCUCGUCUGGCACUGUAGAGCAACAGAAGUUACCUUACCUCAAACUGUACAGGAUCCCAGGUUCUCUACUGAGCUCCGCUGUGCCUUCCAACAGAGCCUCAUCUAUUGGCUGCAUCCUGCCUUGCCUUGGCUGCCACUGUUCCCACGUAUUGGAGCGGACAGAAAAAUGGCUGGAAAAAUAAACCCCUGGUCAAAUGAUGAAACCCUGCAACAUGUUUUAAUGAGUGAUUGGUCUGUCAGCUUUACUUCUCUAUAUAAUCUGCUGAAAACAAAACUUUGCCCCUAUUUCUACAUUUGUACCUAUCAGUUUACUGUCCUGUUUCGGGCAGCAGGAUUUGCAGGAAGUGAUGUCAUUACAGCUUUCAUAUCUCCCACAACUAGAGGUUUACGAGAAGCUAUGAAAAAUGAAGGUAUUGAAUAUUCUAUGCCUUUAAUAAAAGGAAGUAUUCUUAAGAAACAAGCAUCUGGAACAAGCUUGGGACAUGGGGAGGAACAUGCAGUCAGUGAUGAAGAUGAAGAGGAAAGUUUUUCCUGGCUGAAAGAGAUGGGUGUUCAAGAUAAAAUUAAAAAACCAGAUAUACUCUCCAUCAAGUUGCGUAAAGAUAAGCAUGAAGUACAAAUGGAUCACAGGCCUGAAUCUAUUGUGUUGGUUAAAGGAAUGAACACCUUUACAUUGCUUAAUUUUUUAAUCAACUCGAAGAGUUUAGUUGCUACCUCAGGUCCACAAGCAGGACUACCACCAACUCUGUUAUCCCCUGUAGCUUUCAGAGGUGCCACAAUGCAAAUGCUUAAGGCACGAAGCACAAAUGUGAAGACACAAGCUUUUUCUGGAUACAAAGAUCAAUUUAGUUUGGAGAUAACAGGUCCUGUCAUGCCUCAUUCGCUACUUUCUGUGACCACGCUGCUAAGGACUUCACAGAGUGGGUCUUUUUCCGCAGUACUGUAUGCACAUGAACCAACUGCUGUAUUUAAUAUCUGCCCUUCAGUGGAUACAGUAGUGGAUAAGGAAAAUGCUUGUAAGGAACUUGCCAACUGCGGGUUGCAUCCUAAGACGCUGGACCAACUUAGUCAAAUACCAUUACUGGGGAAAUCAUCAUUAAGGCAUGUCGACAUGAAUGACUACACUUAUCACUGGAGAUCCUGAACAUCAAAGUAAGCGUAAAUGGAAACUGAGGAAAAGCCUUCUAACAAGGAAAUCCAAGUUACUUUAA